AUGGUGGAUAAGCAAGAACACAGGUCAAUACUCAAGGGACGUGGAAUCGGAACACUAUGGGUAAAGGUGAAGAUUCCAAAAGAGGAACAAGUAAUUGAAGAUCAUGACUAUAAAGAUGAAGAUAAAGUUCAGAUUCAGAGGAAGAAUAAUACUCCUAGUAGGAAUAUAUGUCAUGUGUGCAACAAAGGGUUUAGCUCAGGUAAAGCUUUAGGGGGUCACAUGAGAAUUCACGCUCAACCUGCAGCUAACAAAGGAAUAAAAAAGCGUAAAGGAUUAUUGGACCAACCCAUUCCGUUGUUCAAUAAACGAAAACUACAGAUGAAGCAACAAGAAGUUGAUAUUUUGAGGAAGAAGAAAAUGGGCCGAAAUCAACGGCCACCAAUUACUUGUUCAAUUUGUGGUAAGAAAUUCGCAUCAAAGAAAUCAUUGUUUGGGCAUAUGAGGUGUCAUCCUGAUAGGGAUUGGAGAGGAAUUCACCCUCCUCCCACUGAUUUAUCAAAGGCUGUAGGUAGUUGGUCAGUUACUGCUAAGAGAGGCCGCAGGACAAAUUCUUCAUCAUCAUCAUCAGAAGAGGAACAAUUACGCGAUGGCGUUCAUUAUCUUAUGCUGCUAGCCCAUGGACAUUCACUUAAAGAUACAGGGAAAUUGGAAACCAUGAAUAGCAAUUACAAGACUGCUGACGAGGCUGAUCAUCUCGUUUCUAUAACUAAGAAGAGCACAAUCUGUCGGCCGAUAAAGAAGAGGAUGAAGAAGUUAAAGGAUUUAGGGUCCAUACAAGAUGUUUCCAUUUAUAACACAGUAAUUUCUACAGCUGCUACUAGCAGCUCAACAAAUAAUAUUACUACUACAAUGGAUGAUCAUGAGCCUCAACUAUCAUCAUCAAGUCAAAUUUCUUGUGUUAGAAAUAAUAAUACUAGUAGCAGAAUUCUGGAUUUUGAUCUGAAUGAAUUGCCCCUUCCUUCCUGA
Molecule: messenger RNA, 966 nt
Organism: Nicotiana attenuata
Lineage: Eukaryota; Viridiplantae; Streptophyta; Magnoliopsida; Solanales; Solanaceae
Exons: 1
Coding region: 1-966 (321 amino acids)
Source: RefSeq, a predicted model, not a curated record